AUGACGGAUUCAGUAACUAUUUUGAUAGAACGUUCCAAGACAGGUCUUUCUCAACCACUUUUGGAUGAGUUCAGUCUCGUAUUAGAAAGAUCAGAAUUAUCUGCCGUCAAAGAUAAAAAUGUCUUGACUUCUUUGAUCAUGUCGAAAGGUUACUUGAAAGAUGUUAAUCCCCUGAAAUUGUCGUAUAGACGCAAGUCGAAGAAGAGCAAGCGCUACGUUGCAUUAGAGACUCCCGAAGAUUUCAAAACUCUCGGGAGGAGCUUGAAAGUCAAAAGUCUUGUCAGGUUGCAGUUAAGAGAUAGCACUCACGAAACGUCUGCGCCUACGGCCACAGAUCAGCAAUUUCCUGUUGAUCUCGGCAAGAUGGCUAACGCCUUAGUUGAAGCCGCUAUUGAGCAUUUUAAGGAAAUUGUACAAGAGUUGUCUACUUCACAUGUGAAACCACUCGACAAAGCUGACUUGCCACCGUCGCUGGUUGUGCACGAGUCAGCAUCUUGCGACAAGUGUAGUCCCACUGCUUACAAGCCUAUCAGGGGAGUGCGCUUCAGGUGUUUAGUUUGUCCUGAUUUUGACUUAUGUGGCGAAUGCGAAGCUGAAUUGCAGAAGCUGAAGGAGUGUGUUGGUGGCCAUGAGCCUGAUCAUACUAUGGCCAAAAUUAUUAAACCAGAAGGAAGAUUCGAAAUACCAUCAAGUUCAAACCAGCCAUCAGUCCUUGAUAUGCAGUUAAACAACUUCGGUCCUGAAGACAAGGAUGUUAUUCAAACAUUUCUUGCGAAUGAAGAUUCAAGGGAAAUAAUGUCGAACUUUCUGCGGAUAUUGCAUAAUUCAAGGAGAUAUCAAGAGCUUCUUGGUCUCAUCUCAAGUGAUACAUCAGAAGACAGUGAGUUGCAACAUGCAAAAAUUUUAUCCUUGCUCGAAUCCGCAUUAAAAAGCAAUCAAGUGAAUGACACAUCAGGGAACGUACAAUUCAAAAAGAAGGAGCUUGCUUCAAAUUCCGGUAUUCUAUCAGUGGUACUCACCAACAGUUCGAAUGUUCCAGUCGGGGGUGGCGACCUUGAAUUCAGAUUUUCAGCAGGAGCGACAGCGAAGGAAAGCUUUUGGGUAAACAACACUUUGCCAAUUCUACCUGGGCGCAAGAAGCGGUUCAACUUGCCAUCUUUACCCUCGAAAUUUACUGAUUUGGGUGACAUUGAGCUUUCAAUUUGGGCUGGCUCCGUAAAGAUUUUGGAAUGCCCAUUUCUUUUGGACGACACACCAAACUUUGAAUUAACGCCCGAUUUGGUCGUUGAAAACAAUAACUCAUCAGACAUGGCCCUGGAAAACGAAGAAGUUCUUGCGGUUAAGAUUGUUCCUAUCUCAUCGGGAAUGGCGACAGUACAUCUUUCAAAUUUGACUUCAAGAGAUUUCGAUUGCGGCAACAUUACCUUCAAGGUGAUGAACUGCUUUGGCCAGACAAUAUGUGAUAUGUCGAUACGCAAACUGCAUGGAAUCAAGUCACAAAGAUCCGCCAAAUUCAAUAUCCCCCUCAGUAGUGGCCACAUGAAGUUUCCUUUCAAAUUACUAAUCUCUAAUGGCGCAAUCACUGCGGUUUGGGAGUUGAAUGCAAAACAAUUGUCUGGUAUCUUCAAGAUCUCUGAAGAAGGUACUGGAGACACGAAGAAUGAUGGAGAGUCAACAGAUUUUGUGGACGCUGGUAAGGAAAUUGAGGAUAUUGAAGGUCAGUCGGUUUCGGAGUCUUUAGAGAAGAGUAGGGAGAUUUCUCAAUCGAGUCAAGUGAUACUUCCUAACCUCCCUCGAGAGAGCUUGAACAAUUCAAAACUUUCAAGCUCGGAAUAUGAAGAUGCAGAGUCGUCCUUGAUUGCUGCGGAACAAGAGAGUCACACAGAUGAUAUUUCAGACUACGAUAUCAUCAGCGUUGAUGGCGAUGUAGUUGAUGAGGAUGACGAGACUUCGGACUUUGAGGUGUUAUCUACAGUGACUAGCGUGUUGUGA
Molecule: messenger RNA, 1992 nt
Organism: Meyerozyma guilliermondii ATCC 6260
Lineage: Eukaryota; Fungi; Ascomycota; Pichiomycetes; Serinales; Debaryomycetaceae
Exons: 1
Coding region: 1-1992 (663 amino acids)
Biological process (GO): endosome organization; mitophagy; aggrephagy
Cellular component (GO): aggresome; amphisome
Molecular function (GO): protein kinase C binding; K63-linked polyubiquitin modification-dependent protein binding; zinc ion binding
Source: RefSeq, a predicted model, not a curated record